Bombus pyrosoma is the source of this 7493-nucleotide messenger RNA. Its product is annotated as homeobox protein abdominal-B-like. Lineage: Eukaryota; Metazoa; Arthropoda; Insecta; Hymenoptera; Apidae. The record is from RefSeq and is a predicted model, not a curated record. The coding region runs from base 2241 to 3785 and encodes 514 amino acids. Gene Ontology annotation, cellular component: nucleus. Gene Ontology annotation, molecular function: DNA-binding transcription factor activity, RNA polymerase II-specific; RNA polymerase II cis-regulatory region sequence-specific DNA binding. The transcript is spliced from 2 exons. Gene Ontology annotation, biological process: regulation of transcription by RNA polymerase II.
CGCGUGUGUGUAUCAUCACAGUCUGCCACGGUUGCACGGCGAUUGUGUGCCUCUCUACCUGAAAUAUCUAAAGCACCGCACGAUACUUCUCCAGGGAUCUGUUACCUGACUUUUCAGGACAGAGGGGGAAAGAAAAAGGAAAGAGCGCUGAGAGAGAUACUCGGUCCGAUCACGAACGUACCGUUUCUCCUGGCCGCGGUGAUCCUUGACGCGAGUACGUCUACUGGUACUUCUGCGAUUCCUGAAUAGCGCGCCUCUCGCCUCGAGAACGGACGGAUAGAAGGAGAAAACACGUCGAAUCGAAAUCGAAGGAUACUUAAGGAGGAUAGGGUGAAAAGGCGAGAACAAGUGACUGGUGGAGACGAAGUGCGCGCUGAAGUGGACGUCGCGUGUGUAUUCGAAGAGAGUAAUGAGCAGCGUGACAGUUUCCUUUGAGGAAGGAGACGGGACGACAUGCAGCUCGAGCAUGGUCCGGAUCUGGACGACGAUAGCAAGAUCGGUCGACCAGUGAAAGAAACGUGCUCGUGCCGUACGGACGACGUGACGUGCUCGGUCCCGAGAAGACCACGAUUGCCAAGUGUCCUGGUCGCGACAUGUCUCAGUCGCGUACCGCUCGUUGAUCGUUUCGAACAUCAAUCGUCACCGGUGACGUCCGGCGAUCGCGAAAUUACGUGGAACGCGCGAAACGAGAUCGACUGAUCGCAAAAAGGAGAGACCGAAUUUUAAUUAAUUGCAGUUUCACGCCCACUACGCAUAUUGUUACGCGUUGAUAAAAUAAUAAAUCUACAACGACUUAUAUCGGCUAGAUAUUCCCGAACGAUCGUUUCUAAAGGAGUGCUGUGUCAUUUUUUGUUUUUGUUCGUUCCAACGUCGCGCGUGGCGCAUCAUCGUUGGACCUGAUCAUCGUCAUCGUCAUCGCUGUUCGAUCGCUGGAUCGUUUGAACAUCGAUACCGGAAUUCGACCCGCUGACCGAUCCUCAUCGACGACGUUUCUGCACGUGGCUCGACCUGCUUGCCGCCCGCCCGUCAACCUCGAUCAACCUCGGUCGUCGUCUUGGACGCGUUGUCGCGGUGGUGGUGGUGGUGGUGGUGGUGGUGCAUGGACCUUUUCUCGACGGAUUUGCUACGCAUUUUAUCGCGCCCCUGGGUGCCUCCUUCUCUGUCUAUCCCUGUCUCGUUCCGUCCUCUUCUUUCCUUGCUCUCGCUCUCGCGCCUUCUCUUCGUCUCUCCUUCUCUCGGUUUCUCUCUUUCUGGAUUAACGUGUGCCGUUUCCCUCCACCCCACGCUUACCUACCCCUCCACCUGUCUGCCGCGCCGCUGCACACCCUCUCUUCCCUCCGCCAACCCUACUCACACGAUCACGUACACCCGUACAAUUUUCCCUAUCCCCACCUACCGCGCGCCUUCUCUACCUUCCGCACGCGUUUUCUUUAUUUAUUCCGCGAUUCCGCGGGGCAACGCAACGCUUCGCACACGAUGAAACGCGCGGCUCUUCCGUCCUCGCCUUUUUGAAAUCGUCGUCUCGCGUGCCGAAUUCGUGCACGGCACUCGCCGCGGUAUUUCCAACUGGUCUCGCUGCCUGACCAUUCGUUGCAUUUGUUGCCGAUUUCGUCGGCCACGCUCGACGAGACCGUCUCGUAAAAUCGACGCGAAUAACUACCGCUCUGCUGCUUCUCUCGCUCCCCCACCUGCCCACGUCGCCGUCAUUCUCGCGGCCUCUGCCGUUUUCUUCUCUUUCCUCCCCUCGUUCGCCUCCUACUCCUCUUCCUCCCCCUUCUCCCCUCUGCUUCCUCUACCUGCUGCUCUUUCAUCGCGUACGGUGUCUCGUUUUGUCGGACUAACGUUACUCGCGACGUUACAUCGGCUCGCUCGUGUCCGUCCUUGGAUCGCAUAUGCACGUCGUAAACGCAACCGCGUGAAACGACGAUGCGAUCGCGUUUGCCGGUCGACUGGUGAAAAAUCGAUCCGGUAUUCCCGCGCUUGGUCUGCCGCUGCCACCGUCUCCCGAACAACGCCGACGAUCGCGGCCGGAUCGGCGACGGAAUCGGCCGCGUCGCGACCCUCGUUCCACGUCGACAUCGCCACCGUCCCGGGCGUCGUCGUUAUAACACCGGCAAUCACCUGUCAUCAUCUGCACCAUCGCCGAUCACGUGGCUUGCUCGACGGCGACGCUGUACGACAAUGUUCACGCCGCGCCGCUGUGCGGCUCCGGCGUGGGCCACCCUGGCUCCGUCACGCCGAUGGGGUCAGCCACCGGAGCGGGGAAUUCCACCGGGGUAACCUGGUGGGCCAUGAUGAACGGUUCCCUCUACGAGGACAGCCCGCCACCGGUCCCGCCAACAGCCUCGAGCCUCGUAUCGAUCCAGCAACAACAGCAAGCAACAUCGACACCGGCUUCCCAUCAGCAAGCCACUACACCGACCUCACCAGCUGCACCGGCUUCCUCGGCUACGAGCGCGCCUUCGGCGCCCACAGCCAGCGCCAGCUCGACAUCGCCGAGCGCCUCCUCGGUGGCGAGCAACAGCGCGCCAGGCCCGCUCCAUAUACCCGCCAAGAGGCUGACCGCCACACCAGCCGCUUCCUCUUACGGCGAAGUCGGCUGCGUCGAGUCCACCGCCGCGCCCGCCGCUGGACCAGCGGGUGUCAUUCGUCAUUCCCAUUCGUCCUCGGCUGGCUCCCAAGGAGGUUGGAGUUACAGUCCCCAUCAUCCCCAGGACUCUCAUUAUUCGUCUGCCGCGGCCGCGGCUGACUCCCUCAAUCAUCACCAAACCUACGGGGGUAACAAUCCCCCGACCUAUUACAAUCUGGCGGCCGACCCUACCUCCACUUCCGGAUCCUCCAGGGACAACCGGAAAGCCAGCACGCUCAGCUUCUGGUCGCCAGCCGCGGCGACAGCGGGUUCCGCCGCCACCGCCGGCUCCACUUCCGACUACAAGUCUUAUAACUCGGCCGGUGUCGCGACCACCAGCUCCUCGACCGGGGCUGGUUCUUCCUCCGCGGCAACGGGUGCCACAGAUCCGGCCGUUUCUUCCUGUCAUCAGAGCUUCUCUCAGAGCUGGUGCAAUUACGCGCCGUACACCACGGCUAGGCAUCACCAUCCGGUCGACACGGCUGGCCAUCAUCAUCCUCACUCGCAAGCCGGUGUCCCGUAUUUGGCGCCGUCCGCGGCAGACGACCGAGGAAGGGUCACUGCCGCGAUGGUAGCCGCGGAAGGCGCUUUCCCUCAUGACGGAUACGGCGGCCUUAGGAAUUACGGGGCGCCCGAACCUGUUACCUCCAGUCCGUACCCACCUCCAGUGAUGUGGGGUUCCUCCCCAUCUUCGUUGUUUCCCGCAGGUUCCCUGGCGGGAGUCGGCGUCGGUGUCGGCGUACCCGGGAUGGGCGUUGGUUGCGGAAGCUCGAACCCUCUGGAAUGGACCGGUCAAGUGACGGUGCGAAAGAAACGCAAGCCGUACUCCAAGUUCCAGACGCUCGAGCUUGAAAAGGAGUUCCUGUUCAACGCGUACGUGUCGAAGCAGAAGCGAUGGGAGCUCGCGCGCAACCUAAAUCUAACCGAGCGACAGGUGAAGAUUUGGUUCCAGAAUCGACGAAUGAAGAACAAAAAGAACAGUCAACGGCAGUCGCAGCAGCAGAACAACAACAACAACAGUAGCGCCAACAACGCGAAUCAUCACGCGGCGACCGGUAGCCACCACCAUCCGAGCGCCGCGCAUGCGCCACCCUCGAGUCACCACGUGGUCGCGCAGGCGCACCACGCAAACGGUUCCGCGAAGCAUCAUCAGUGACCCGUGGCCUUCUCUGGGGUCGUCUUCGGCCAUCAUCAUCAUAGCCAUGGCUCAACGAACGGUUGUGUCGGAAAUGGGACUGGAACCGCGACCGGGACCACGACCGGGACCGGAACCGGGACUGGAAACGGCACUGGUCAUUCCGGCGGCCACGCGAGUCUGGUUACAGGUCACAGCCACACGCUUCACGCGCCCCAACCUCAAACGCCUCUGCCGACCCACGCCGCCGGUGCCUCCAACACCGUCACGCCCCCCACCGCUGUCGUUCAUCCUCACAUUCACGCACAUGCUCAUCAUCAUCAGUUGGCGCACGUGGGUCAGCAGUAUCCUGCGCUUCUUCAUCAGACGCCUCAUGGCCUGGCUGCCUGAACGCGAGAUCCUUCAGGUUUUGACGCCCCAGAGAAAUCGUGGACGAGUCGUGCCAUCCUACACGGCUCGACCUUGCAACGCAACUUCUCAUCACCGUCGUCGUCGUCGUCGUCGUCGUCGUCGUCGUCGUCGUCGUCGUCGUCGUCGUCGUCGUCACUGGAAAUCGGCAUCCACGACAACGUCGGAUAGAUAGAUAUGUACCCGCACACUUAUCAAACUUCGUUCAGCAGCUAUUCAAAGACUGCCUACCACUUGUAAGGGAAGAUAAUGUUUCGCGAGUAGUAUAUUAUUAUUAUAAUAUUAUUUUAUUAUUAUUAUUAUUAUUAUUAAUAUUAUUAUUGUCGAUCAUCGUCAUCUUUAUCGUCACCCAUGUUUAUUAUCCAACGAAAGGAAUACUGUUGUAUAAAAGAGCAUGACUACCUACGGCGUCCUUGAAACGUCAACCAUCAGACUCUUUUCCCGCGUGUCGAUAUCAGGUGUCGGUCUUCUUCAAAUAGCGCGCAUUACCAUAUGCGGCACCAAGCAAUCUGUCCAAUUCGUAAUUCGGUAGUACUUGCUCCAGUUAUAUAUAUAUUAUAUAUAUAGUAAAGCAAAUUAGUGUCACUUAGUGUCUGUCCUUGCCCAUCUCAUCGACCUUUAUCCCUAACUGGAUGAACACCUUCUGUCCUCCUUACUCCCAAGCUCCUGCUCUUUCAACACCGGUCUGUACCACUUGGUCGAAACUCUCGAUCGUACGUUUGCUUUGUCUUGUACUGUUCAGCUCGCGCGGCCCAUCGGGAACGAUUUAAAGAGAACAUCGAUCGGUGACAAUUACGCAAGCACGGUUCGAGAAACGACGACAUUGGAUCUCACGGUUACGACACUGCGAUUCGCCUGGGAUCACAGCUGGGAAAGAUCUCCUGCUAGGGGUAAGUCUAUCGAAAGAUGUAUCGAAAGGUGUAUCGAAGCGGAAGAAGAAGCGCGAUCUUUAAAAAUUCGAUCGAUAGCGUACGUUUCGAAUUAUCGGAUAUAGAGAGGCUGGCGGUGUUGUUAAGAAAUUGGAAUAUCUCGUUUUGUUAAAUCUUACAUUUAUUCGUUCGACACGUGAAACGUUGAUCGCUCGGUGUACUUUGUCGUUUCAUGGGAUCCAAUGCGCUUUUCUUUUUCGACAUUUCAGCCGAACAGUGGGACGUAGGCCGAUUUCCGAUUCUGUACUAUCCCGAUAAAGAUUAGCGAAUUCGAUUUGCGCAUGUUCGUUCGAUCGCUGACGACUUGCAACAGGGUGAAACGAUUUAGAUCUGAACUUUAGAUCUUUGUAGAUAACUUGUGUACUUCCUGUUCGUUUCAUCCUGCGGGAGGCCAUCAGCUAGGAAAUCGUUAAUAGAAAUCAGAAAGAUCAAAGUGAGAAAUUAAGACUGGGCCCGUUCGUAGUUCUCGAUGCAGCGACUUGCGAGGACGAAAGUGACGGAGGUCACCGGCCAUCUCGCAAACAAUUUGGUCGAGGAUGCGUCUGAGGCGGACCUAGUCCAAAGCAACCAUGCGUUCGAAGAAUUAGUCUAAUUAUGUCCAGAGUGUUGUAUUCGCCUACCAAGGAAACUAGUACCUAUAAUUCUUAUAUUAUAUGUAAAAAAAAUCGACUUAGAUUUAAAGGCAUACCUAGUGGACUGUGAAGUGGUCGGGAGUACUAUUCCGAGACUGAGUUUAGGAUAUCCGUUGUGGAACGAGCGGUACGCCAAUGAGUCCUCACGAUUGACAAGAAAUCGUGGUGUUCGAUCGAUGGUAAAUUUCCAUUUCUCCCAAGGAAAGGGAUCGUACGAUUGAACAAUGUUUUCAUCGAGACAAAAGGAAUUUGUUUGUUAGUCAUUUCGAUAUUAUUUAUUUGUUGAAUGCGAAAUUACUGUUUUGUUUAGAAAAAUUCCAGAGUUCUCAUAAAUAUACAUCUAUAUAUAAUACAUCUAUCGAAGAAUCAAUUAAUCAAAAGUCCAAAUUUAAACAAUUUCCUCAUCGAGCUGUUCGAAAUAAUAUUCGUCCUUGUAUCUACGUAGCUAUCGUAACUCGGCAACGAACUUCAAUUCUCCAAGACCGUGGAUUUAUUGAACGUUCGAAAAGUUCACGACACCGAAGAAAAUUCAACGUGGAAAAGCUAGCGUGCCAGGUGCCGAAAUUCCUCUUUCCAGAUUCGAGGACGGAUGUUAUCUCGGCCAGCCGAAUGGAAAGGGAGACGAGCGAACCGAACGGGCCAACCAACGAAGUCCUAAACGCGGUCUUUAACUAUAAGAGCGAAGAAGACGAAGGGUUUACCCUUUAAUUGGUACGUCAGCGAGUAAGUAGGUAAUUUAAUCGGAUGUUAAAUGAAAAUAAAUAUCCCAAUGGAUCUCUAUUCUCUAAGGUGCAACAUUAUCUAAGUUAUAAGGGCCGCUGAAUGAGUGUGCAUGCAUGCCUACGGUAUAUUACAUACACAUACACGCGUAUUUUCUGAAUGUUUUGUGCGAGUGUGCGAGCGUGUUCACGCGCCUACAUCCCUAUAUACACUUGUGUGCGAGUGUAUGUGCGUCUGUGUGUGUGUGUGAGCGAGCGAGCGAGCGAGCGAGUGAGUGAGUGAGCGAGUAUGUGUGUAUAUGUGUAUGCAUGUGCAGCGUAUGACGAGACCGACGAAACGUAAGCGCGGGCUUCACAUCGAAGAGAAAAAUCGAUAAAGAGAAAGUAGGACCGGGGAGCAUCGGAAUUUCUUUAAAAGUGUAGAAGCGCGCGCGCGCGUGUCGUGUACUUGCGAGCGUGUAGAGAGGGAGAGCGUGAGCGCGGCGCGUGAGUGGAAUGUGUGCGAGAGAAGAGAACGACGGGACGCAGAGCGAUAGAGAUUGAGAGGAAGAGAAGAUGCAGAGAGCGGUAAUGUGAAAAACAACGUAAUAAAUAACGAUAAAUAGAAGCGUGUCGCGAAGAGGAUGGAAGCAACGAAGCAGCGAAAAGUAUGUAUUGUAAUAAUUAGAGUAACUUUUAAACGAGAGAAAAAAUGGAGAAACGGAAUGUACUUACACACACAGAGACAUACGUCUGCGUACGGAAAUACACGCGAAACACAUCGUGAGAUUGGAUCUUGGAUAGAUGAUAUAUAGAUUCCGCCGCAACUACUAUUAGUACAUUAAUUAUGUAACGACGAAUAAAGUAUUGAAUACACGAGUAUAGGUAAGUUGGAAAUAGAGAUGCGAAAACGAGGCGAGCAGAGAUCGUAUAAGAAAAAGAAAAAGAAAAGAAGACAGAACAGGAAAAUUUCGCAGGGGUCGACGUCAAGGUCAAUAUAUUGCAGUCGGCGCACCAUUCGGAUUUCAACGUGAAUUAUUGCUUGUAACUAGUUGCUAAUUG